Colletotrichum graminicola M1.001 is the source of this 1827-nucleotide messenger RNA. Its product is annotated as replication factor-a protein 1. Gene Ontology annotation, molecular function: DNA binding. Bases 1 to 1827 code for a protein of 608 amino acids. Gene Ontology annotation, cellular component: nucleus. Gene Ontology annotation, biological process: DNA repair; DNA replication; DNA recombination. Lineage: Eukaryota; Fungi; Ascomycota; Sordariomycetes; Glomerellales; Glomerellaceae. The transcript has 4 exons. The record is from RefSeq and is a predicted model, not a curated record.
AUGGAUGUCGAAUCAAAGAUCACGAAAGGUGCCUUGGACGCCGUCUUCAACGAUCCCGAAGGUGCCAACACGAAGUUUCCGGUCCCCGUUCUCCAGUGCCUGCAGAUCAAGCCCUUGGCUGCGCAAGCAGGAGGUGGUGCCGAGAGAUACCGUAUCGUAUUGAGUGAUGUCAACAACUACGUCCAGUGCAUGCUGGCCACGCAAGUGAACCAUGUCGUUCACGAGAACAAGCUGGUCAGAAACUGCAUCGUGCGAAUCACUCAGUACCAGGCCAACUCUGUCAAGGGCAAAAAUAUCUUGAUCAUUCUUGGACUCGAGGUCAUUGAGCAGCUGGGCACACCGGACAAGAUUGGCGAGCCCCAACCCUUCGAAGCAAAGCCUCCACCUGCAGCAGCAAACACUACCAUCGGCGGACAGAAUUUCUACGGUGUUAAGCAAGAAGAGACAAAGCCCAAGCCCCAACAAUCGAUACCCUCUCGCUCUGCUGGAGGAGCGACCGGCCAACACGGAAGCAGCAACAUCUACCCCAUCGAAGCUCUCUCCCCCUACGCUCAUAAAUGGACCAUCAAGGCUCGUGUCACACAAAAGUCUGACAUUCGGACAUGGCACAAGCCCAGUGGCGAAGGCAAGCUCUUCAGUGUGAACCUGCUUGAUGAGAGUGGAGAGAUCAAGGCAACCGGCUUCAACGAGCAGGUCGACCAGUACUACGAUAUGCUCCAGGAGGGAGGCGUUUACUAUAUCUCCAGCCCCUGCAAGGUCCAACUGGCCAAGAAGCAGUUCACAAACCUGCCGAACGACUACGAGCUCACUUUUGAGCGCGAUACCGUGAUCGAGAAGGCUGAGGAUCAGAGUAGCGUGCCUCAGGUGCGGUUCAACUUCUGCAACAUCCAAGAGCUUCAGGAGGUUGAGAAGGAUGCGACUGUGGACAUUAUUGGUGUUCUUAAGGAUGUUGAUGAGGUGUCUCAAAUCGUCUCCAAGUCGACAGGCAAGCCUUAUGAAAAGCGUGAGCUCACACUGGUGGAUGACACAAAUUACUCUGUUCGUGUCACCAUCUGGGGCAAGAGCGCCACUAACUUUGACGCCAAGCCCGAGUCUGUGGUGGCCUUCAAGGGUACCAAAGUAUCAGACUUUGGUGGUCGUAGUCUCAGUCUGCUCUCUUCGGGCACGAUGUCUAUCGACCCAGAUAUUCCUGAUGCUCACCGCUUGAAGGGUUGGUAUGACUCAUCUGGCCGCAACGAUACGUUCAGCAGCCACAACAACAUGGCUAGCAUGGGCAACGCCACUGGUCGCAAGGACCAGGACAAGUCCAUCCUCCAGGUGAAGGAGGAAAACCUCGGUAUGGAGCAACAGGACUACUUCAACCUCAAGGCUACCAUCGUCUACAUCAAACAGGACAACUUCGCUUACCCUGCGUGCAUGAACGAGGGUUGCAGCAAGAAGGUUACUGAUAUGGGCGAUGGCACCUGGCGUUGCGAAAAGUGCGACGUGUCCCACCCCAAGCCUGAGUACCGUUACAUCAUGUCAGUCAACGUGUGCGAUCACACCAACCAGCUGUGGCUCAGCUGCUUUGACGAUGUUGGCCGCGUCGUUAUGGGCAUGUCGGCUGAUCAGCUCAUGGCCCUGCGGGAGGAGGACGAGACAAAGAUGGCCCAGGCCUUCGAGGAAGCGAACUGCCGCAAGCUAAACUUCCGAUGCCGCGCAAAGAUGGACACCUUCGGCGAGUCACAGAGAAUACGCUAUCAAGUCAUGAGCGCAAGCCCGAUCGACUACAAGGCCGAGGGAGCCAAGCUCGCGGAGCUCAUCAAGCAGUUCGGCAUCAGCUCGUAG